CCCCUUUUCAAUCUCCUCCUUGCCUUUUCCCUUUUUCGAAAACCCCUUUGCGCAAGACCUUCGAAUCCGUUUCGUGACCCCCUCAUCCGAUAAUGUCAAGCAAUCUGUCCCAAGAUCGUGUCGAACUACUUCUCCAACGAUAUCAGCAGGCCAACCGUAUUACAACACCGAUGCUCAGCUCUUGGGCUGCUCCUGAGACAGACACACGUGCAAGGGCGAUCUUUCGAACCGCUGGUUGUUCAACUUGGCUCGCCAUUUUCGUCACAGAACGAGAUGCUGGUAACGGGGAUACCUUCGAAGGCAAAAAAGAUUGCAAAAAGUUGGUCGAGGACCUCAACGGCAUGCCCGACGAACAGAUAUCAGAAUUGGCCCAGGACUUAAACAGAACCAUGUUGGCCAGGAAUGAAGUUGGACUAUUCGAGCGUUUCCAAAAAAAGGUUAACAGGCUAAAGACUCCGACAUUACAGAGAAAGCGACCUCGUAAGUUCCAAGCUACAUCAGUUAAUUUUGUCUAAC
This is a messenger RNA of Colletotrichum destructivum, 516 nucleotides long. RefSeq lists its product as uncharacterized. The transcript has a single exon. The coding region runs from base 93 to 515 and encodes 140 amino acids. The record is from RefSeq and is a predicted model, not a curated record. NCBI's taxonomy places the organism in Eukaryota, Fungi, Ascomycota, Sordariomycetes, Glomerellales, Glomerellaceae.